Messenger RNA from Argiope bruennichi, 2246 nucleotides. Its product is annotated as protein FAM151B-like. The coding region runs from base 328 to 1140 and encodes 270 amino acids. NCBI's taxonomy places the organism in Eukaryota, Metazoa, Arthropoda, Arachnida, Araneae, Araneidae. The record is from RefSeq and is a predicted model, not a curated record. The transcript is spliced from 6 exons.
UAGAAGAGUAAGAACAGCUCUGCGAACAGUAGGAUAUGCAUUUCUCCGAUAUAAAUAAUGGAUUUUAAACAGUUAGACAAACGUUAAACAAGUGGAAAGAAUAUGCAGAUUAUUAUUGUGUUGGAACCUCAAGAUAACCAGAAAAUAUUCAUUCAUAAUUUUUAAAAUAAAAGUGCUUUAAUCAUUUAACAGGAGGAGGGAGAAAUCAAAACCUGUUGUCUUGCUGAAUGAUCUUACCUUAAGAAACUUGGAUUUUCCGCUGUCAAAGUCGUCCUCCGGGGAUGGAUUUCUAAAACGUAGAUCUUGUGGCCAUCAUCCGGGAUUCAUAUGUAUCCAGUCAAUUCAUUGAAUUCGAUGCCCUCGAGCCUUUUGGAUUAUUUUCCGGAAGCAGAAGGAGAUGGACUUCGUGUGACAUGGGCUCGUGCAACAAACAAUAAAGCUCGUUUGGCAACGGGGCUAAGGAGUUCUGCCAAUCUCAUAGAAGGCGAUGUGAGCAUGUCGUGCAACAGUCGCUAUCCUGUGCCGAUCAUGUCACCCUCGGCCACAGUUCCCAGCGAUCUCACUCUGGAAGAAUGGCUCCAGGAGCUGCUCAGAUACAACAAUAAAGGUAUCCAGCUAAACUUUCAGUCCACGGAGGUGGUCGAACCUGCAUGUAGAGUGCUUGCAAGGGUAGCCGAUCACCUACGUGGUCCUAUAGUUCUGAAUGCUGAUAUUCAACUUGGUCCGCACAGCUCUUCCGCAAUACCUGUGGAUGCAUGGACAUUUCUUACAUUGUGCAGAACUCGGUUUCCUAGAUCCAUCAUAUCAAUAGGAUGGACGACUGAUGUUCUGCCGUCCACUUAUCUUAAAAUUGGGUACACUCGUGAGUAUAUAGAUCGUAUGGUGGCCCUUGUAAAGGAGUACACCUUAAUUCAACCUGUUAUGUUCCCAGUACACGCCUCGCUUUUGAAGUACUCCAUUCCGGAAAUGCAGCGACUGCUCUUCCAAGUUCCUAACAGCUCGCUUUGUGUGUGGUCAACUAAAGCCAACCCAAUAGAAUCGAUAGAUGAGUUGCUGACCAUUCGAAAAUCUUUCAACAUUGGACAGGUAUUCUACAAGCUUCCGCAUGAACAGCUAGAAUGCUUCUUUUCCAACACUUAGAAUGUGUACAUUCGUUUUCCGCCCCCUAAUUGAUUCUCUCUAAUUCGUUAUUGUUCUUGUUGUCUUAUGUUAAUCAGCUGCCCAUACGAUGAAAGUGCAUCUGAUUUUGUUCGUAGUAUUAUUUUCAAUAUUUUUCAUAAUAAUGAAAAUGGGUUGCGGAUAACCGUAACCGUAGAUAAUUCGAUAUGCUAAUGUUUUUAAUUUCAUCAGUCAACACGCACUGAUAAGCCUUAAUUAAAACAAAGAUUUUUUGGAGUGGGUAACUAUUACCUAUAAAAAUGCAAAGUACAGAAGAGAUAUAAAGCAGUCUUUAAGUUUCGGUGAAUUCUGUAGAAAAUUCCAACAAAUCUAGACACAGAAACCGAAUCGUUUUGUUCUUUUAUUUACUAUCAACAUGACUUAUGUGAUGCAAUGAAAAUUAUGUAUCACGAACUGAUAAUUCAUUUAUUCAUUCUAUAUAAGAUGAAUGAGCAAUUAUGUUGAUUCCAGAAGGAAAUGGCAACAGGAGCAAACGAUUUUAUUAUAUUUUUUCCUAAGAGGCACUUGUAUCUAUUUGGAACAGUUAGCCUCGUUUUAGAAGUUAUGGUUUCAUGAAUAAGGGUGGUAACAUUGAAGACAACUGAAACUGACCUUCUCUAGUGUUUGCAUGCCUAAUUUUUGGAACGUCUGUUAUAGUGAUACGAUUUUAGUCAUAAUGAAUUUUCAUGAAUCCUGAAUGUUUACUACUUUUGUUGCCAUAAAAUUUGCAAACUUAGGCAUUAUCAGUAGGCAUUAAGACUUUACAGGUCAUUUUGUUGUCUACAAUGUAGAACAUGUUUUUCUUAGUUGUUUCUGUAUUACUUGAAGAUUUAAUGAAAUAUUUUGAUUUUCAUCCUCUAUUAUUUUAUUUAGUUCACAAACAAACACAUUGAUUUUGAAAGAUUCUGUUUUUCCAAUGUUUCACGGAAUUAAUGGCUAUAGCCUAAGACCUUUUCAUGCAUUAAAUGCUGUAAUAAAUCAAAACUAACUCACAAUUUAUUUAUUAUAUAAAUAGAUUUUUGCUAUUUUUUUAAAUAUUCUUUGCAAGUGGAAAUUUUAAAAGUAUGAAUUUGGUUGUUUAUACAAAU